UGGUAGAAACAAAGCCCCGAUCGUAUGUCAUCCAAAAAAGGGGUAAACAGCUCACCUAACUUUAUUAAUUUGCCCAAACGAAAAGAAUGCAUGGGAAAGAACACAAAAUUAUUAGGUCACUUGCUUCAAAAUAUAUUGUUUCACGAAAUCAGAAAGAACAUUAUUUCUAAUUAAAGAAAUGUGGAUCGAGGCUGAGAAUUAUUACUCAACCUCUCUAAUGACUUGUUUCUGGUUAUAAGUAUAUGUGCAUGCCUCAAGUGCUUUUAGACAAAUAUGGCUUCAUUAGUUUUGUUCCUUGAAGCCCUGCUGAUCCGACGCUGGUGUGGUGAUGGGUACAUUAUUGAUCAUCUUACUCUGAGUGAGGGAGGAGCGAAGAAGGAGACAAAUAAAAACGCCAAAUGUGAGCUUGGGAAGCAAGGGACUGCAGUUGAUGAUGACAAGCCCCAGUACGAUGCCUGGGGCCUUGUGAAGGAGACCUGCAAAGUAGCUGAGAUUUGCAGGUGGCCUUAACAAGUUAAAAGCCGCACAGGCUCUUGAUAUUUUCUUGUCUAUAUCUCAUUCUCAUAUACAUACAUAUAUAUAUAUAUACACAUGAAAUUACAUACAUGAGUAAGGAACAAUUUACAUUGAUAUAAAUUUAAUAAUUUUUUAUGUCAAAUUCCAGUUACAUAUUUUAAUUGCUGAAAUUUUGAAAAGAAUUACUGAAAACUGGAGUUAGAAUUAUAUCAGUGUCACUUGAUUCUAACUCUAAGUACAUAAUUAUGAUCUAUUGUCCUAAAAUUUACAAGUCUCUGUAGCAAAGUUAAUUCAGCAUUAUUUUGUGCCACAUACUCGGGUACAAAUUCAAUACACUCCACCAAUUCAGGUUUCUUUUCUUUUUUUUUUUUUUCUUGCUUUUAGAUGGUAGUAUAAUAAACAGGGAUACAUGCU
Molecule: messenger RNA, 930 nt
Organism: Rubroshorea leprosula
Lineage: Eukaryota; Viridiplantae; Streptophyta; Magnoliopsida; Malvales; Dipterocarpaceae
Source: the annotation of a GenBank genome assembly